Messenger RNA from Momordica charantia (bitter melon), 904 nucleotides. RefSeq lists its product as uncharacterized. The record is from RefSeq and is a predicted model, not a curated record. NCBI's taxonomy places the organism in Eukaryota, Viridiplantae, Streptophyta, Magnoliopsida, Cucurbitales, Cucurbitaceae.
UUUGUGAGAAUAUCAGUAGAAUUAACAAAGGAAGGAUCUAGAGAGAGAAAGAGAGAGGAUCUAGAGAGAGAAAAUGGAAUGGAAAGAGAGCUAUUUGGAUGUGAUUUUGGUUCCUUUAGGAUUUAUGUUGACAGUGUGUUACCAUGCAUGGCUAUGGCAUAAGGUUCGAACUCAGCCCUUCACCACCAUCAUUGGAAUCAACAGCUCUGGUCGACGCUUCUGGGUUUCUGCCAUGAUGAAGGACAAUGAGAAGAAGAACAUUCUAGCUGUCCAAACUCUUAGGAAUGCGAUCAUGGGGUCAACUCUAAUGGCGACGACCUCCAUCCUCCUCUCCUCCGGGCUGGCUGCGAUUCUGAGCAGCACGUACAGCAUCAAGAAGCCGGUGAACGACUCGGUUUACGGCGCCCACGGCGAGUUCACGGUGUCUCUCAAAUAUGUGUCCCUCCUCACCAUCUUCCUCUUCUCCUUCUUUUGCCACUCCCUCUCCAUCAGAUUUGUGAACCAAGUGAACGUUCUGAUCAACAGCCCCCAAGACUCGUCGUCCCCCGUCACGCCCGACUACGUCUCGGAGCUCUUGGAGAAGGGCUUCGUCCUGAACACGGUCGGGAAUCGCCUCUUCUACUCGGCUCUUCCUCUUCUGCUUUGGAUAUUUGGACCUGUGCUUGUGUUUCUCUGCUCUCUCACUAUGGUCCCUGUGCUUUAUAAUCUUGACUUUGUUCUUGCCAAUGCUCACAACAACACCAAGGUGCAAGCCAAUGCUAAUGCUAAUCACAGCUUUGUGUAGCCAAUAACACACACAAACAAAUAUUGAUCAUCAGUUAAAGGUGGCAUAUUGGGAAUUUUGUCAUGGGAGUGAAGGUGUGAAAUUGAUUAACAAAGUAAAAAAAAAAGGUGUUUUUUUUAA